UUCGUGCUAUUAAAAAGCAUUGGCUUCUGUCAGUUGCUUCAUUCAGCAACAAUGACCGACCAGUGUCUGACUGACGAGCUCUGCGAUGCUUGUGCCGUUGGAAAUCUACCCAAAGUUUUUUCUUUGCUGCAAAGUGGAGCAGAAGUCAAUGGAUUAAAUACAUUUAACAAAACUGCUCUCCAGGUGGUGAAGCUGAGCAGCACCGCCGUGGUCCAAACUCUUAUCGAUGGGGGGGCGAGCCCUGACGUGCGCGACCCGGACAGCGGUCGCACCGUGACCCAUGACGCUGCGCGUGAAGGGUCUCUGUAUACCGUGCGCGUGCUGAUGCGUGCAGAGGCGAACGUGAACCUCGUGGACGACCAGGGCAACCUGCCGCUGCACCUGGCCUCCAGGGGGGGCCAUCUGCAGGUGGUGCAGCUGCUGAUCCCACGCACCGCGUACCCCCGCGCGACAAACGGCCUGGGAUACACCGCCGCGCAGCUCGCGCACUUCCACCGCAGGGUGGACACCGCCAAAUACAUCGACAAGUAUCUGAGCGCAAGUGAGUCGACCUGAUAUCAGAACAUUUUGAUUUCAAGAUGUCUUGAAGGUGGCACUGGUACAUUG
Messenger RNA from Platichthys flesus (European flounder), 606 nucleotides. RefSeq names its product cyclin-dependent kinase inhibitor 2C (p18, inhibits CDK4) (gene cdkn2c). The record is from RefSeq and is a predicted model, not a curated record. Gene Ontology annotation, molecular function: cyclin-dependent protein serine/threonine kinase inhibitor activity; protein kinase binding. The transcript has 2 exons. Gene Ontology annotation, biological process: regulation of cyclin-dependent protein serine/threonine kinase activity; negative regulation of cell population proliferation. NCBI's taxonomy places the organism in Eukaryota, Metazoa, Chordata, Actinopteri, Pleuronectiformes, Pleuronectidae. Gene Ontology annotation, cellular component: nucleus. Bases 52 to 555 code for a protein of 167 amino acids.